Selaginella moellendorffii is the source of this 1807-nucleotide messenger RNA. RefSeq names its product polypyrimidine tract-binding protein homolog 1. Lineage: Eukaryota; Viridiplantae; Streptophyta; Lycopodiopsida; Selaginellales; Selaginellaceae. The transcript has 10 exons. Bases 352 to 1680 code for a protein of 442 amino acids. Gene Ontology annotation, molecular function: mRNA binding. Gene Ontology annotation, biological process: regulation of RNA splicing. The record is from RefSeq and is a predicted model, not a curated record. Gene Ontology annotation, cellular component: nucleus.
GCCCUAAAACUGUCUCUCUCUCUCCUCUCAUUCUCUCAUUUUCUCUCUUCCUCUCUCUUUCUCUCUCCUCCUUCCCUCUCUCCGUGUCACGCCUCUCGCUAGGGAAGGAGGAAUCGCUAGGGCGCCAGUGAUCGGGGCUUGAUGAUCCAGCUUGCCGUACUCCGGCGCUUGCGAGUGCUGAGGAUCUCGUCGUCGUCAUCGGCACCGUCGCGGAUAGCUCCUCCUCUGCUGGCCGGGCGCUGAUUGCCGCGAUAUUCUGAUCGCUCGGCAUCGAAUUUCGCUGCUGGUAAUGGCUGGAAUUCCAGGCCGGGGCUUCUAGGCAGCAUUCCGUUAGGGUUUGAGUGAGCAAGCAUGACUUCCACAGCCAGCCAGCCCCAGUUUCGAUACACACAGCCCCCGUCCAAGGUCUUGCACAUCCGGAACUUGCCGUGGGAGUGUACCGAGGAGGAGCUCAUCGAACUGUGCAAGAUGUUUGGCAAGGUCGUCAAUACCAAAUGCAAUGUGGGAACCAACCGGAACCAGGCAUUCGUGGAAUUCGCCGAUUUAAACCAAGCGAUUGCGAUGGUCUCCUUCUACGCCUCGUCGUCGGAGCCAGCGCAAGUGAGGGGGAAGACUGUGUACUUACAGUACUCCAACCGGCAGGAGAUUGUAAACAGCAAGAACACCGGUGACGUUGCCAGCAACGUUUUGCUCGUUACCAUUGAGGGUGUGGAGGCUGGCGACGUGAGCAUUGACGUCUUACACUUGGUAUUUUCAGCAUUCGGAUUUGUCCAUAAGAUAGCAACGUUUGAGAAAACUGCUGGUUUUCAGGCUUUGGUACAGUUUAGUGAUGCAAACACUGCAUCUGCUGCUAGACAAGCUCUAGACGGGCGAAGCAUUCCUAGAUAUUUACUUCCAGAACACGUCGGCUCUUGCCAUCUUCGUAUUUCGUUCUCUGCUCAUACUGAUUUGAAUGUAAAAUUUCAGAGUCACCGCAGCAGGGACUACACAAAUCCUUAUUUGCCCGUUGCUCCAUCAGCGAUCAAUGGUAUUAGCCAGGAAUACACUACUGGACCUGAUGGCAAGAGGAAGGAACCUGAAAGUAAUGUCUUACUUGCUUCGAUAGAAAAUAUGCAAUAUUCAGUCACGAUUGAUGUCUUGCACACGGUAUUUGCCGCCUUUGGUCCCAUCCAGAAGAUCGCUAUCUUCGAGAAGAACGCUGGCUUCCAAGCGUUGAUACAAUAUGCUGACGUAACCACGGCAGUGGCAGCCAAAGAGGCCCUGGAGGGCCACUGUAUAUACGAAGGUGGAUACUGCAAGCUACACCUUUCUUACUCCCGGCACACAGACCUGAAUGUAAAGGUACGGGUUAACAACGACCGGAGCCGAGACUACACUUCCUCUCAAUCGCCAUCGGUGCUGGGAAAGGCCCCGGCCACCUCUCCCGGGGGUGCCGAGUACACGGCGUACGCGGCAUGGGAUCACACACAGGGCGUCCCGGAGAUGCAAGCGAUGAUGCCCGCCAUGGCUUACAGCGCCCCGCCGGCACCCAUGCCUCCACAGCAGCAAAUGCCGCCGCCUCCAAUGGCGGGGCCAAUGCCAGGUGCUUUCUCUCAGCCUUCGCACUUUGCUCCUCCGCCAAUGCAAUAUGGAGGCGCUCAACCGUUUGGAAUGCCAGGGCCUGUCUAUUAUAUGCAAUGAGAUGGAAAAACAAUAACACGAGGAAAGGAAAAAAAAAUCCGUUCUGUAUCAAACGAAACAAAUAUAUAUAUAUAUAUAUUUGUAUCGAGAAAAGAAAUGAAAUUCGAAUAAAAAGGAUUAGGUGCCA